Messenger RNA from Dibothriocephalus latus, 963 nucleotides. The record is from the annotation of a GenBank genome assembly. Lineage: Eukaryota; Metazoa; Platyhelminthes; Cestoda; Diphyllobothriidea; Diphyllobothriidae.
GACGCGGGCACUGCGAUUUUCCGCGCAGGUGGCACGGAGAUGGAGUUGGCCAUCAAUAAUGUCACUUACAAUCUUACGAAUUUGCCUGCAGAAGAGGUCGCGAGACUUAGACACAUGAAGGUACACGAAGAACAUCGUGGGCACGAGACAAUGCACUUGGAAAUGUUCCUUAUAGCAGUGUUCUCUUCCUUUGCCGCCCAGUUUGCCUUGAUGGCCUGGAAGAAAUAUCACUAUAAGACAUACCAUAGGGCCACGCUUCUUGGUAUGUGGGUCUUUCCGCUGAUAUAUAGCAUAUAUAUGGUUUACGUACGCUUCGUCAUCGUUUGGAGUCUUUUCUCACUUAUGACCGGGGUUAUGGUGUAUCUAAGUUCGCGACCUCGCAUCAGCACAUCUACACCAAGGCGUGUUUACUGGUGGUUUCUUCUGCUGCACAAGAUUUUCUACACCCUGUCAGUUGGAGGCUAUGUGGUUAUCCUGCUAGCUAUAUUCCUGCCGGACCUCAUUCCACCAGAAGUGGCCUUCGUGCACGGUGGUUUUGCCAUGCUUUAUGGUAUCUAUUUUGGCCUGAUUGCGCGAGACUUCGCUGAAGUCUGCACCGACAAAAUGGCUGCUCAUAUUGGCUACUACAACGCCGACGGGAUGCCGACCAGGCGCAUUGAUCCGGGCGUCUGCGCGCUCUGCACUAAUAUCUUGCAAAACGAUGAUAUUGAAAAGAAGUACCGGCUAAACUGUUCUCACGUCUUUCACGAAUUUUGCUUGCGCGGGUGGUGCAUCGUUGGCAAGAAGGACAUCUGCCCUUACUGCAAGGAGAAGGUCAGUCUAUCGAAGAUGAUUAAGAACCCGUGGGAGAAACCCCAUAUCCUCUUUGGAAAUUUCCUGGACGUGGUUCGAUACCUGAUCGCUUGGCAACCCCUCAUCCUUUUCACUGUCCAUGCCGUCAUCUAUCUUCUUGGCUUAAAAUGA